Tripterygium wilfordii is the source of this 3462-nucleotide messenger RNA. RefSeq names its product condensin complex subunit 3. Gene Ontology annotation, biological process: mitotic chromosome condensation. NCBI's taxonomy places the organism in Eukaryota, Viridiplantae, Streptophyta, Magnoliopsida, Celastrales, Celastraceae. The record is from RefSeq and is a predicted model, not a curated record. The transcript is spliced from 12 exons. The coding region runs from base 60 to 3167 and encodes 1035 amino acids. Gene Ontology annotation, cellular component: condensin complex; condensed chromosome.
CUGAAAAAUCGAAAUAUUUGCAGAUCUCUGAGAGAGAGAGAGCGUUGUCCUACAGAGAGAUGGGGGGCAGAGAGGGAGAGAAGAAACUGAUGCAACAAAUCGCAAAAAUUCUGGAUGAAGCCAGGACAUCAAAUGCCACACACCUUCGCAAGCUCAAGGAGCUCUCCGCCGUCCGAUCUAAAUCACCGUCCCCAGCCCACUUCGUCUCCGCUUUUUCCAAAACCCUAACCCCAAUUUUCCUGGUCCAGCGCCGAAUUGCCUCCGCUGAGCGCAUCAUCAGGUUCGUUGCCGCCUUCGCCAGCACCCGUAACAAUGACCCAGACUGCGACUGCUUCUUGGAGGAAUUCCUUAAGUUCCUUCUGGUUGCAGCAUCUUCUGCCAGCAAGACGGCGAGGUUUCGAGCCUGUCAGAUCACAUCUGAGAUCAUAAUGCAGUUGCCAGAUGAUGCCGAGGUGAGCAAUGAGCUGUGGGAUGAAGUCAUAGAAUGCAUGAAGAUUCGGGCACUGGACAAGGUUCCUGGUAUACGUACAUUUGCCGUUAGGGCUCUUUCACGCUUCAUAAAUGAUGCUGAGAACGGUGACAUCCUUGAUUUAUUUCUUGAGGUGCUUCCCCUUGAGCAAAAUGUGGAGGUCCGUAAGACAAUUGUGUUAUCACUGCCUCCUUCAAAUGCAACUUCACAAGUAAUCAUUGAUUGCACAGUGGAUGCAAGUGAGUCAGUCCGGAAGGCCGCAUACCAUGUUCUAGCUAAUAGAUUUCCUCUUCAAAGUCUCAGCAUCAAACUAAGGACAUUAAUUCUUCAAAGAGGAGUUGCUGACCGCUCUGAAGUCGUCUCAAAAGAGUGUUUAAAGUUAAUGAAAGAUGAGUGGUUUGCAAAGUGCUGUGACGAAGAUCCUGUGAAGCUUCUUAAGUAUCUUGAUGUGGAAACAUACGAAUAUGUUGGGGAGUCUGUGAUGGUGACUUUGUUGAAAGCCGGUCUAGUGAAAUUACAUGAUAGUGGAAGUAUAAACCAACAUAUAUUAUCCUCUGACAAAAACGAAGGAGACCCAGCAGGUUGUGCUGAAAACAUACAGCUGAUGGAACCAGAAGUUUCUCUUUUCUGGAGGACUGUAUGCAAGCACUUGCAGACAGAAGCACAGGCCAAAGGCUCUGAUGCUGCUUCUACAAUGGGCGCUGAAGCUGGAAUAUAUGCAGCAGAGGCUUCAGAUAACAAUGACCUUCUUGAAAGGAUACUUCCUGCAACGGUUUCUGAUUUCAUAGUAUUGGCCAAGGCUCAUAUAGAUACUGGACCAAAUUAUCGAUUUGCAUCUCGGCAGUUACUAUUGCUCGGGGCAAUUCUUGAUUUCUCUGAUUCUACAAAUAGAAAAUUGGCUAGUGCAUUUGUGAAGGAUUUAUUGCACCAGCACCUUGAGCACGAAGAGGAUGAUGAAGGGAACAAAAUUGUUAUUGGAGACGGAAUAAAUCUUGGUGGAGACAGAGACUGGGCUGAUGCAGUGUCCAGUUUUGCAAUGAAGGUCCAUGCUGCUAGCGGCGAAUUUGAAGAAAUUGUCCUCGAGGUUAUAGAGGAGCUUGCCCAACCUUGCAGGGAGAGAACUGCAGAUUUCAUGCAGUGGAUGCAUUGCCUUGCUGUGACUAGCCUUCUCUUGGAAAAUGCAAAAUCAUUUCGCUGGCUUCAGUGCAAGGCUAUUGGACCUGAUGAGCUACUGCAGUCCUUGUUACUUCCUGGGGCAAAACAUGUUCACUUGGAUGUGCAGAGAGCUGCUGUAAGGUGUCUUGGCCUUUUUGGGCUGUUAGAGAAGAAGCCCAGUGAGGAACUUGUAAAGCAGUUAAGACUUUCCUAUAUCAAAGGUCCCGCUCCAAUUAGCACUGUAGCUUGUAAGGCAUUACUCGAUCUCAUAAUGUGGCAUGGUCCUCAGGAGGUUGACAGAGCCCUGAGGCAGGAUCUUUCAUCAAAAUUUCGAGAUGAAACUGUUAAUUAUAGAACAGUGAACUUGUCUGAAAUUGAUGGGGAUUUAAAUAUUGAAUUGCUUGAUCUAUUAUAUGCUGGUCUCGACCAAAAUGAUUGUGGCAAAUCUACAGAAAGUGAUGAAAAUGACAGAGUAGAAGCUGUUCUUGGGGAGGGCUUUGCAAAGAUUCUUCUACUUAGUGAGAAGUAUCCGAGCAUACCAGCUUCUUUACAUCCUUUGAUCUUAGCCAAACUAAUAAACCUGUAUUUCAGCAAUGAAACAACUGACCAGCAGAGGUUGAAACAAUGUUUAUCUGUAUUCUUUGAGCACUACCCUUCCCUCUCAGCUAAUCACAAGAAGUGUUUGUCCAAGGCUUACGUUCUAGUCAUGCGUUCAAUGUGGCCCGGCAUCUAUGGAAAUGCUGGAGGUUCUGCGCUAAUUGUGUCUAACAAGCGUAAGCGUGCGGUCCAGGCAUCACGAUUCAUGCUGCAGAUGAUGCAGGCCCCUAUAUAUGUGAAAGAUGCUGAAAUUAGAGAUGAAAGUUGUAGUGGAGACUUCGCUCAGACCAUAGAUGCAUCUGGGCAGCCUUCAUUUGAAUGUGGGGAGGAGGGGCUAGCAAUACAUAUUGCUACUGAGGUGGCAAGGUUCCACGCAAAGAAAACACCGGCUGAGAAGGCGUAUGUUUCAGCACUAUGUAGGAUACUCGUCUUGUUGCAUUUCCGGUCAUCAGAACAAGUGGCCAUAAAAUUGAUGAGGAGGCUAUUGAAUCUUGUUGUUGAAUCCAUAUUGACAGAAAAAGAUCUUGUAAAAGAGUUGAAGCGCAUGGCGGAGCAUCUUCAGUCAUUAAAUGGGCAGCAGGAUGAGGAAUUGUCGCAAGAUCAAGCUAAUAUUGUUUUGGGAAGGUUAGAGCUGGACUUUGACCUGGAUAUUAAUAGCAGGGUUGCAAUGCCUGAAACACCGGCCCCACGCUCGACCAGACCAUCCCAUACCAGAAGAAGAGUGAGGUGUGAAGAGUCUUCUGAUGAAGAACAUUCACCCACGUCUGUUGUUCCUCCUGUAACUAGCACUCUUAGUACCCGCUCUCAAAGGGCCAGCAAAACUGCAGCAAUGACGAAAAUGACUGUCAACAGAGGCAACAGAAUUGACGAAAAUGAUGAAGGGGAAGAAGGCUCAGAGCUGACAUCAGAAGAAGAUUCUGAUGUGUCGGAACAUUAUGGUGAAUGAAUGGGUUUCAGAUCUCUGUAAAUGUUGUGCUUCCUCAGCACUGUCAUAUGUUGUUGUAUGGUUGUUUACCUAGUUCCUUGUUCGAUUCAUUAAAUCUCUUAGAUGUGUUAGUGUUUCCUGGGUUGGGUUUAGCCUGCAAGCUAAAGUAAUGGUGCCAUUUUGGAUGAUAGAGGUUUUGUAAUUGCUACCGGGCAUUAAACCCAAGACGUUCCAUCUGUUUUGAACAUCCUUCUGUAUCAAGAUUCUGGGAUAGGGUGGAUCCCAUUAUGUAAUGGAUUGCGUCUUUGAAAUUCUA